Molecule: messenger RNA, 1738 nt
Organism: Cimex lectularius (bed bug)
Lineage: Eukaryota; Metazoa; Arthropoda; Insecta; Hemiptera; Cimicidae
Gene: DCTN5-p25
Product: dynactin subunit 5
Exons: 4
Coding region: 89-652 (187 amino acids)
Source: RefSeq, a predicted model, not a curated record
CAGCUGUUACAUAAACGUCAGUUUAUUAGUCGGUUUUUUCUCAUAUCUCUAGAAUUUUAAAGACUUUACAAGCUGAACGACUGUAAAGAUGGAGCUGACCGAUUUCUACUACGACAAGGCCGAAUAUGUCGAAACCACUUCAGGUAAUAAAGUGAGUCGACAAACUGUGCUCUGCGGGUCGCAGAACAUUGUUCUCAACGGUAAGUGCAUCGUACAAAGUGAUGCUAUAAUCAGGGGUGACCUAGCCAAUGUGCGAACAGGACGAUUCUGCAUUAUAAGUCACAAUGCUGUUAUCAGACCUCCUUUUAAGAAAUUCAGUAAAGGAGUCGCUUUUUUCCCAUUGCACAUGGGAGACCAUGUUUUUGUCGGCGAAGGGUCUGUCGUGAAUGCUGCAGCUGUCGGCUCAUACGUUUACAUUGGGAAAAAUGUCGUAAUUGGACGAAGGUGUAUAUUAAAAGACUGUUGCAAGAUUGAGGACGACGCCAUCGUCCCUCCUGAAACAGUAGUCCCUUCCUUCACAAACUACUCAGGGUCACCAGCUGUCUGGAAGGACACCCUUCCUGACUGUACGCAAGACAUAAUGAUCGACUUCACGAGGAAUUACUACCAUCACUUUGUUCCCAAACUACUAAAUGCUAGGCAAAAGGAAUAAAUAAUUUUAAGCUGGUAUUGGGAUAAUGUUUAAUCCAAUUUCCUCAUUUCUUUCAAUCUACAUUAUUUUGCAUUUUCAUGAAAAGUUUUUUUUAGUGAAUGUGUUGUCUAUGAAAUUUGGUAAAUGUAAAUCCCUUGGCCUUUUUUCAGGGAAAAGUGGCGAUUCUAAUUUUAUUAUUGAAAAUGCAACUUUUUUCUGAUUUAUAGAAUGGAACUGCCGAACAGAACCUUUCCUCACAUGGACAAUAAUAAUUUCCAGUGAUUUAAUGGUACAGUAUUAGACCUCUUUCAUUGGUACGAUCUAUACUUAAAAAAAAACAACCUUUUUUCUGACUUGCAUACUAUUCAAUAGGGAUAAUGUUAGAUUCAUCUCUCAUUAAACUUUAUAAGUAGAUAUUAAGAUUAUAUAAUCUGUGAUACAUAUUAGUUAGUGUAAUUUUUUUUAAACUUUUCUAGCCAUGUAUUUAUAUAGAGUGAAACGUAAGGAGUACAACUUCCAAAGACGAUUAAAACGUCAAAACAGUUUCCUUCUGAUAAUCAUUUGUGUAGUGUUAGAUAAGAAUCAAUAAGUCAAACACUUUGUAAUGCCUGUUCAAGCUUUAUAUAAUUCUCUAUUAAUAUUAAGCAUGCUUAAACAUUGUGAACAUGUGUACAUGAAUGUAAAUAGUCUAAAAAAGUAACUUAUUUUGAUAUUAAUGUAUGAAAACUAUAUUUAUUGGUUAAAUUUUUAAAAAGAUAAUGUCAAUUGCAAUAUAAUCUUAUUGUUUUAGGGUACUGCUAAUUUAUGGAUAUAAAUUUAAAACAAUUUUUUAAAUAAAUCUUUCAAAAAUUGUAAAAUUUUGAUUUAUCUUGCAUAUUUUUUCUUUAAAAUAUAACUUUGUGCGUACAAAAGAAGAAUAUGGUUUUGGGUGUCUAGAUCAUGUAAUCAGUCUAAUGAUUGUCUAUUUUUUUCUUUUAUGAAAAUAUAUAAAUAGAAUCUUAUAAAGUAUCGCUACAUGCUAUUUACAUUUCCUUUUUUACAGUAAUAUGAUGUAUUAAUGUAAAAUGAAUUUUAAUAAACAUGCGAGCCGAAGGAUGUGGGUUUGAG